AUGAACAACUCUACAGUGAACUUCACCACACCCGAAUCAUCCACAACUUAUUCCUUUGGGCUAUUUGACAUUAUGGAAAUGUAUGCUCACAGCAUCAGUUUCCUGUUUGGUCUUCCUACAAACUUCUAUGUUUUAUGGCUCAUCAUCACAGGAACAGAAAGUGGAGUUGCAUCAAUGUUCUUCCAACUCAAUCUGUCUGUUUGUGAGAUUGGUAUCUGUGUGAAUAGUUUGUUUUUUAUAUUUGCUUUUUGGUUUUCAAGUCUCAAAACAUUAGUGUAUUUUUUAAUAGGACUAGCCAUCACCGGUCGUCCUCUGUUUCAGUGUCUGAUGUGUGUUGAGCGUUACCUGGCAGUGGUUCAUCCUGUAACUUUUCUGAAGUACAAACCUCUCAGAUAUAGAGUGAUCUGCUCUGCUACAGCCUGGAUAAUCACUCUUGGCUCCUGUUUUUCCUCUAUGUUUCUCCCACUGAAUACUAUAGAACAAACAUGGUUCUUCUCAGUGCAGUUUAUCCUCUUCAUCUCCAUCCAGUUGUUUUGUCUUGUGGCUGUUCUCAGAGCUCUGAAGCAGUCAGGACCAGGAGAGAGAGGGAGAGAGAGAAAGGAGGAAAACAACAUGAAGAGAAGAGCAUUUCACCUCAUUUUGAUAACUACUGUCAACAUGGUCAUCAUAUAUGCCCCAUAUACUGUAACAGGACUCUUUACUAUUGUGACAAAACAGAAUAUUCGUGCACUGUGGAGCAUUUGUUUGCUUUGUUUUUUGCUGCUUGGUUUUGUUCAGCCUCUUCUUUUUCUGUACCAUGCUGAAAAACUAUCCUGCCUCUGUUCUUCAAAAGCUAUGUAA
This is a messenger RNA of Megalobrama amblycephala (Wuchang bream), 840 nucleotides long. Its product is annotated as hydroxycarboxylic acid receptor 2. Gene Ontology annotation, biological process: positive regulation of Rho protein signal transduction; phospholipase C-activating G protein-coupled receptor signaling pathway. Gene Ontology annotation, molecular function: G protein-coupled receptor activity. Gene Ontology annotation, cellular component: membrane. The coding region runs from base 1 to 840 and encodes 279 amino acids. Lineage: Eukaryota; Metazoa; Chordata; Actinopteri; Cypriniformes; Xenocyprididae. The transcript has a single exon. The record is from RefSeq and is a predicted model, not a curated record.